AUGAUUGAGCUCAAGCACCGCAGAGCUAGACAGUAUGGCACAGUGGAGUUGAAAAAUGAACCAGUGCCUCAACAUUGUGAUGUUGGCUUCGCUGUGACGCUGAAUGAUAUAGCAUGGUUAUUGCAUAAAAGGUACAGCAGUCGAAUGUUUGUUGGUUUUUCAGAUGGUCGCACGUUGUUCACAUGCUCUGCCGGUGCAUAUAAAGUUUCCGAAUGCUCUCCGCCUGUUAAACCUACCUCCUCUCGUUCCUGCUCCACCAUUGUUAAUGAGCUCCCUGGUUUCCCAGGCCUUCUUCCCUUUCGUCUAGAGACUGGGUACGUAAUGGUGGAUAAAAGGACAGGAACAGAGCUCUUCUACUAUUUCGUAGAGUCUGAGAGCGACCCUGGCAAAGACCCUCUCCUCCUUUGGCUCACCGGAGGUCCAGGCUGUAGCUCUUUCUAUGGCUUGUAUGAAGAGAUCGGUCCUAUGAGAUUCAAUCGUAUUCGCUAUAAUGGAACUUUGCCAACUUUAAAUUAUCAUCCUUACACAUGGACGAAGAUAUUCAACAUAAUCUUCUUGGAUUGGCCUGCUGGUACUGGAUUUUCAUUCUCAGAACACUUUGAGUACCAAAUGUUAGAUGAUUACCAAUCAAUUAAUCAAAUUCACACCUUCCUUAAACAGUGGUUUGUUGACCAUCCAAAUUUCCUCUUGAAUCCUUUCUAUGUUGGAGGGGACUCUUAUGGUGGCAAGAUGGCCGCACUUGUUUCUCAUAAGAUAGCCCAAGGAAUCGAAGCAUUUGACCCGCCAUUAAUCAAUUUCAAGGGGUAUUUAAUUGGAAACCCAAGAACAGGAAUUGAUGAAUUUGAUAUCAAUCCAAGAGUCGCUCAUGCAUAUGAAUUGGGCAUCAUUUCACAUGAAUUCAAGGAGUUGAUAGACAGACAUUGUGUUGGAGAAGAUUAUAUGCUCCCCAGGACUGCUCUUUGUACUGCACACCUCAAAAUCUUUCAGAAGUUCCUUGAUGAAAUUGUGAUUGAUAAUAUAUUGAUUCCGAAAUGCAUUCAAGACAAUUCAACCUUAGAGCAAAACGAAGGUAUCUUAAGGAGUCUCUAUGAAGAAGACGAUGAGGAGCCACCAAUUUCAAAGUCUGAUCUCAACUGCCCAGAUUAUACUUCAUAUCUUGCGUCGCGCUGGUUUGAUUAUUAUCCCAUUAGAGAAGCUCUUGGUGUGAAAAAGGGAUCCGUUAAAAUAUGGUUGGCAUGCAACUUACAACUGAAGAAGAUUUAUAUUGAGAACAUCCAUAGCAGUUUGGAUCACCACCAUAGUCUGCUAACACGAGGUUAUCGAGCUUUAGUUUACAGCGGGGAUCAUGAUUUGCGAUUUCCAACAAAGGGAACAUUGAAUUGGAUAGACUAUCUUAAUUUCUCAGUCAUUGAGCCCUGGAGAUCAUGGAAAUUAAACGGCCAAGUCGGAGGGUAUACAAUACUCUACUCAAACAAUCUAACAUUUGCUACCGUGAUGGGUGGAGGUCAUGAGGCACCACGAGACAAACCGAGGGAAUGUUGGACGAUUUUGAAGAGGUGGAUUUCUUAUGAAUCGUUGUAG
Messenger RNA from Dendrobium catenatum, 1581 nucleotides. RefSeq names its product serine carboxypeptidase-like 16. Lineage: Eukaryota; Viridiplantae; Streptophyta; Magnoliopsida; Asparagales; Orchidaceae. The record is from RefSeq and is a predicted model, not a curated record. Gene Ontology annotation, molecular function: acyltransferase activity, transferring groups other than amino-acyl groups; serine-type carboxypeptidase activity. Gene Ontology annotation, biological process: proteolysis; secondary metabolic process. The transcript is spliced from 16 exons. Bases 1 to 1581 code for a protein of 526 amino acids.